AUGCCUUUCCCUAUCUUGUUGACCCUUCUGCUGUCGGUGGUUCCUGCUUUGUCCACCCCGCUUGUGACAGAGAGGACUGAAGGAACAUGUAAUCGAGACAAUGUACUCAGGGCACUAAUCGACAAGAGAUACAUCGAUGAGGCAAUUCCGUUCUGCAGCAAAUACAUCAAAGUUCCUGCUUCCACUGUCACAGCUACAACGAGCUGCCAGACUGUCACUAUUACUGCGAUUGUGGAUCCAUUACCCGUGACCACCACUAUUACACCCACUGUCACAGUCACAGCCACAACGCCCGGUUCAACUGUUUACUCUACCUACGUUCCUCCUUACUACAAGGAGAAACGGGAUGAGCCGGUUCCGGCCUUUGUCUCGCAAUAUCCGGCUUCUCGAAUCUCCAGUGCUUGUUCAUGCUUGACCAUUACACCAUCAACUACCACUGUGCCCUGUCCCAUAAAGACAGUCGCCACCACAAUAAAACCACCUGCGCCGACCAUCACCAUCACGGCUAGCCCACCGGCUACCACCACCACAACCGUUGCCGGUCCCGCCACGACUCUUCCGGCUCUUUGCAAUCCAUCUCUUUUCUUGGAUUACCGCAGCGGCGUCGACAGAGAGGGCUUUGGUGGCUUAGUUCAAACCUCGGACGCAACCAAGCAAGCCUGCUGCGUUGCUUGUUUCAGAGCCGGGAACUGCACAGCCUUCCAAUUCCGUCCUGACAACCCACCAGAGACUCGCUGUGAGUACUAUACCCGCCGUUCCCCAACAGACCCGAGCAAUCGGAAGGACAUCUGUCCAUUGGGAGUUACGAUUGGGAGUGAACUUCAAAGUCCCGUUGGGUCCGGGACCGGGACCAUUUUCCUGAAUUAUGGACCAUGCUUGGAUAGAUCACCAUUGAGCGGCUGA
Molecule: messenger RNA, 903 nt
Organism: Endocarpon pusillum Z07020
Lineage: Eukaryota; Fungi; Ascomycota; Eurotiomycetes; Verrucariales; Verrucariaceae
Exons: 3
Coding region: 1-903 (300 amino acids)
Source: RefSeq, a predicted model, not a curated record